CACCAUUUCAUUACAACCUUUAUCGCACACACACGCUAUUUGGAGAUUGAUGAAAUAUUUUGAUCAUGCAAGAGUUAUCAACGUUAUCAUAAUAAAUACGAUUCAAUGUUUUUGUUGAUGAUCACUAAAAAGUCAAUAGUUUCUUCAUCAUUGUUUUUUUUGUCAUUGAUGGUGAUGAUACCGAAUUAUCAUCUCCAACAACAACAAUCUUGUAGCGAUGAAUUCCAUAAAGAAUGUCAUUGUGGUUCUCCAGCAAUGCCCCCAUCAACUUCAUUAUUCACUAGAAUCGUAUAUCCAAAUUCUACAAUCAAAGUGGAAUUAUACAACGAAUCCAUUCCAUAUGGUUACGCAAAAUAUCUUCGUGUGUAUUACAAAUGUACAGAUGAUCGUGAUGUUCUUGUUGGUAAUAAUAUGCGCGAAUGUUCCAGAGGAAAUUGGAUUGGAUUAGUGCCUCGAUGUGCAAUUAACAAUUUAAAUCAAACGAAAUUAAGUCACGUGAAAGUCAGUGAUUUUAAAGUCACUGAUACAAUCGGGAAAGAAAAUGAUAAUAAUUUAUUUGGCAAUUUUCCAGAAGACAAACCGAUAAACGUGCUCAUUUAUUAUGACGAAUCUUUGCAAUUGAAUCCAAAUGGAAGUUUUGAAGUGCCGUUGAUCAAUCAACCUCAUGAUUGUUUACGUUGGAGUUUAUCAUCUAAACAAGUUUGGACAAUGAAUUUAGAUAGAAAAACUCUUGUUCAUUAUGUGCGAUUAAAAUUAUAUGGUGAUCACAUUGAAGAUCUUUAUUUAAACCAUGAGAUUGGUAUCGAUCUUUCACUUACAAAUAUUUCAAUUCAAGUAUCAAAUAAUCAAUCUAGACAAAUGGAUUCAUUGCAAUUGGAGAUAAAAUGUGAUGAGACUAUCCCCAAAGAAAGUCAAUUUUCCACUUAUCAUCAAAAAUAUUCAGCCAAUUACCUGGUAUUAGAUUUUCUAUGUGAAAUUGAUGAUAAGGAGAAAUCUUUAUUCGAAUUCCUUUUUGCUGAAGAUUAUGAUAUUGAUGAGCUAUUGAUUGGAGUUAUAGAAGUAAGAUUUGAAAUGUUCAACAUUCUUCAUAUUGAUCAUGGUCAAAAUAUCGAUCUUGAAUUUAAGCAAAAAAUUUUUGUCAUAUCUCUUUGUGAAUUACAUUUAUAUUCAUUCGAGCCUGAUUGUGGAACACCUGAUUUGCCUGUUACAGCCAUUGUCCAACGGGAUUUUAAUUUUAUCGAAGAUAAUGGACAUGUAAGAAAAUCAUAUAAAUAUACAUGUCCUUAUAAUCAAGAGAUAAGAGGAAAUCCAAACAUUGAAUGCGGAUAUUAUGGAAAAUGGAAAGCUGAAUUUCCAACAUGUGACCACAGUAAUCCCUGUAGCUUAUUAAAGAAUCUUACAUUCAUGCCAGGUUAUCUUGUAGAUGUAAAAUAUGAGACCACUAUGAUGAACAAAAAAUAUAAAGAUGUAAUUGUUCCCAAUGGAAAAUUCGCUAAAAUCAUCUGUAUUCGAUUGAAUGAUCGAUCCGAUAGUAUUGAUCAGCAAAUCAUGGACGAUAAAAAUGCAACAUUCAGCAUCAAUCAGGUCGAGAAUAAUAAUUAUACAACACACCAAAAAAUGAUUUCACAGCCACGACGUGAUGUAUCACAAAUCAAAUGCAUCAACGGAAAAUGGAUUGGUAUGGAAUCAGUCGAUUGCAUAAUGCGUAAAUCAAUUUUGGAAGAAAAUCCAAUUUUGAAAAACGUUUCAGGCACAGAAUUGAAUAAAAGUCAAGUCGUUUCUUUACCAGUUCGAAUGAUACAGAUUUUAUUCGUUUUGUUCAUAUUUUUGCUUUUAAUUAUCAUAUGUCUGUUAAUCUACAUGAUCAUUUUUCGUAAACGAAUGACAAAACAAGUAAAAAAACGAAAUUCCAAAGAACCUAAUCAAGACCAUGGUGCCUUCUCGGAAGGCAUGUUUCAGAAUCACGGAAUGUUAGGCAUACCGACUUUCCAUUUUGACUCUGCAACAUAUCGACCCGAUUAUUAUAGUUCCGUUGAAGAUUUUUAUGAAAGGAUAAAUUUGGAAGAAAGAGAUUCACAUCUUUAUCAUACCAUCCCGAAUCCGAAUUAUAACAUACAAAGUCAUUAUAGCGAUUUAAGCAUUUAUCCCAGUUUGUCAAGUAAAUUCUCAAGCAAUUAUCGUCCACCAACGUUAAAUUUAGACUUAGGAGAAGAACGAUACAAUUCGAUUUAUGGUCUAGAAGAAGAUGGUGUAUUCGAUCAACAACAACAACAAGAACCCAUACAACAAGUUACGGGUGUUAAAGAUUUUUUAGAAACCACAAUCAUCAAUGAUGAAGAUACAAGAAAAUGUUCAUCACAAUAUAAUUCAUUAUCUCGAUCAUCUACAGGUUAUUUAAGAAAGAAUUCUAUUUAUGAAACAUAAAUAAAUGAAUGGAAUAUUUUUAAAUUUUGCAAAAUAAAUUUCAUGAUGAUGAUGAUGAAAAUAAACAUG
Messenger RNA from Dermatophagoides farinae (American house dust mite), 2493 nucleotides. RefSeq lists its product as uncharacterized. The record is from RefSeq and is a predicted model, not a curated record. Lineage: Eukaryota; Metazoa; Arthropoda; Arachnida; Sarcoptiformes; Pyroglyphidae.